Messenger RNA from Cajanus cajan (pigeon pea), 1244 nucleotides. RefSeq lists its product as uncharacterized. The record is from RefSeq and is a predicted model, not a curated record. Lineage: Eukaryota; Viridiplantae; Streptophyta; Magnoliopsida; Fabales; Fabaceae.
UCAGUAGCACGUGACGCACGUGACUGGGAAAGUAGGAGUAGCGAGCGCCGCAAGGCGCAAUCACACUAUCUCCGCGGAAACUCAAAUGCUUUUACGUUAGCCAUUGGAUUGGGUGCCACGUCAUCGAUCCGCGUGAAUUCGUGUUUCAACGGCUGAGAUCAGCGCUGCAGAGCAACUGGGGGAAGCGAAGGGAAGAGGCUGGUAACUAGACUGUUUUCUCCAUUCUCUCGUGCUUGAUUUUCCAUCGAUAUUUUUCCCAACAAAUUUCGAAUCCUGUGGAGAACGUGCUUUGCUUUCUGGAUUUCAAGAUGAAGCUCACUGAGGAAUUGAACGAGCACGUGGAGGAAAACGAGGUCGUGCUUUUGAGCGAGGAACACGACGAAUAUGAAUCCGAAGAUGAAGUAGACGACGGUGAAGACGACGAAGACGACGAGGAUGACGACGACGAUGACGAAGGAGACGACAAUGACGAUGAGGAUGACGACGACGAAGAUGAUGCUCCUGACGCCGGUGACGACGAUGACGACGAAGAAGGAGAAGAAGAACGCGACGUCGCGCGCGGUGGUGAACCUGACGAUAACGACGACGACGAUGACGACGACGACGACGACGACGAAGACGAUGAGGAGGAGGAGGAGCAAGGAGAAGAGGAGGAUUUGGGAACAGAGUACCUUAUCCGCCCUUUAGGCACUGCUGAGGAGGAGGAAGCAUCUAGUGAUUUUGAACCCGAGGAGAAUGGCGAGCAGGAGGAGGAAGAUGAGGAGGACGAGGAUGGUGACAAGGCUGGGGUUCCGCCAAAAAGAAAAAGGUCAGAUAAAGAUGAUUCUGAUGACGAUGAUGGAGGAGAAGAUGAUGAGAGACCCUCUAAACGGUAGAGCUGGGUCCAUUCUUUGCAAGGGCUUAAACUAGUCAACCAUAGGUCAACAUAUCUCCCUUUGUCCUUUUAAAAACAUUCAGAGAAAGGUUCAGGGAAUUGUUUCAUUCUCUCUUGUAUCAUUAUGGUGCGACAUUAGUAGGCUUAUUAUUACUUUCAUAUGCUUGGUGCAUAGUUUAUAAUGGGUUAAAACGUUUGGUAGAACAAAUUUUGCAGACUUGAAUGUUAUCUUCAAGGUACAUUUUAGCUCCGUAGAUCUUUAUGCAUUACUGUAUUUGAUAGUGAUACUCUAAAAAUGUUGGUAGGUUUCUUCUGGCUUUUACAUUACAGUUUUUCAUGACAAUCGUUUAAUACUCAUUUGUCUCUAUUA